UUUCAGGGUCUUGAUCUGCAUAUUUCUGAAAUUGACCAAUUGUGCAAUGAGUUUCCAUCAACAGUUGUAUUGCUUGAUCACUUGGCAUUUUGCAAACCACCAAUAAACGAUGAGGUGGGUCUCGUGUUUUCCAAGCUUUUAAAUCUAUCUAGAUUCCCACAGAAUAUUAUAAUUUUGAGUUAAUGACACGUAUAUGUGCAAUUUAGUGCUCUCUUCAGAGUAUCAAGGACACAAUUUCCUUAUCUAGAUUUGUCUCUUCUUUUGUCCCAAGUUGUCUCUAGCUUUGGUGCUAAUCAUGUAAUAUGGAGCAAUGAUUUUCCAUUUGUUGUUCCUGAAUGUGGCUACAAAGAAACAAUGCAUCUUAUUGCCAAUCAAAUGUAUUUGCCUUCAUCUGGUUUAGAGUUGAUCAUGGGUAUUAAAAACAUAUGUUAA
Molecule: messenger RNA, 432 nt
Organism: Cicer arietinum (chickpea)
Lineage: Eukaryota; Viridiplantae; Streptophyta; Magnoliopsida; Fabales; Fabaceae
Source: RefSeq, a predicted model, not a curated record